ACCAAGCACUGAGCGUUCAGCACCGCGAGCGGAGGACAGCUCCCGACCUCCGAGAAAAACACAGCAGACCGCAGCAGAAGCGCUUUAGCCAACCUCAUCUACAUCCACACGACCAACCGAGUGCUGUGGCCAUGUACGAUGGGGCGAGGGUUCCCUCCCCUGAGGACGCUGCUAACGGGGUCCCGCUGCAGCCCGAGACCCCCGCGGCCACACGUCCCAAAGUUAACGAGGAGCUGGAGGAGGAAGAGAGCGUCCCGCCUGAGCCCGUCCUGGUGAAAAAGGCUCACCGUGAGAUUCUGGACCAUGAGAGGAAGAGGAGAGUGGAGCUGAAAUGCAUGGAGCUUCAGGAGAUGAUGGAGGAACAGGGGUAUUCCGAAGAAGAAAUCCGGCAGAAGGUUGGAACGUUUCGACAGAUGCUGAUGGAGAAGGAGGGUGUGAUAACUCGAGAAGGCUUGCACCCACGUCCACCGGUCAGACUGCUUCCUCACGGGGAUGAAGAUCACGUGGAAAAUGCUGCAUACAUUGACGGCUAUGAGGAAGACUGUGAUUGGGAUGGAGAAUAUUGCGAACAAGAUUCAACUGCCUAUGAUGACUGCAGAUCCAAGAGGAAAUCCAGCAGUUCACCUUCCCCUCGGCCAAAGAAGAGGAAAAAGAAGAAGGCAAGAAGACACAGUCGAGCUGACAGCCCGUCUCCAACCCGCAGAGACAAGAGGAAGAAGAGCGGAAAGAAACACAAAAGAGACAGGUCCACAUCUGGCUCAAGGAGGAAGAGGAGACACAGAUCUGGGAGCCCCAAAAACAAACACAAAGACAAGAACAAACAGAAGAAGAGGUGUUCAGUGGAGUCUCCCAGCAGGAGUUCUCAGCACAGAGGCAGCUGCUGUAGUUCCCGCAGCGGAUCCGUCUCCUCCACCGCCAGCGUCUCCAAAUCACCCAGCAGAUCAAAUGCAAAGUGCAGGAACGACAGGCACAAACAGGAAGGAAGUCACUCCAGCCACAGCCCACCGCCGUCCCCCAGCGCUGACCAGCCAAUCACGUGGCAGAAUGGAAACCACAGCGUCCGUGUCCGCAACGGCAAAGAUUCUGGAGCCAAUCACACGGAAGGGAAUAAAGGGAACGAUAAGCUUCGGUCUUUGGCUCCGUCUCCUUCGAGCGCACAGACGCACGCGUCGCCUCAUCUAAGAGGUGCUAAACACCACGCCGACCGUCCCAAGAGCCCCGGAGGACCCGCGGCGCAGACGGGAGAGGACGGUUGCGCAGACGACAGGCCGGCGAUGGGCAAACCUCUCUCAGAGUCAUCGGGGAGACGCGGAGGGAGGCCGAAGGUUCGAGAGAAGACGUCGCACUCGCCCGCGCACAGCAGCGACACUGAGUCGCACGUCAAAAACAAGAAUCAGAAGAAAACGAAAGGCUCUCAUUCGUCUAAGCGGCACCAUCGCGGACGCGGUCAGAAUCGCCACCGGAGUUCCUCUGUGUCACCGGGUCGGCACAAACACACGUCCAAGAAGAAGAAGAGCAAGAGUCACGGGACGGGCCGGCAGCGCAGCAGCUCCUGGAGCAGCGGGAGAUCGUCGUCACGAGCCCAUUCUAGAGAACACGGAUCCAGCAAGAACAAAUCGCCACACGUCCGACAGAACAACUCCAGGGAGAGAGACAGUCCUCAUCACUCGGAUGCAGAGCGAGCUCGCCGGCGCUCACGCAGCUAUUCUCCCAUCCGCAAGAGACGGAGAGACUCGCCCAGCUUUAUGGAAGCUCGCAGGAUCACCAGCGCACGAAAGCGUCCCAUUCCGUACUACCGGCCGAGCCCGUCCUCCUCCAGCUCGGCCAGCAGCUACAGCAGCUCCAGUCGCAGUCGCAGCCGCAGCCGCAGUUACUACAGCUACAGCAGUUACAGCAGCUACAGCCGCAGUCGCAGCCGCAGCCGGAGUCGCUCCAGGAGCCCGAGUCCCGCGCACAGUUACUACAGCCAAAGCAGCUACGACAGCCCCGGAUUCUGAGACACAGUGAAGGUACGGAGGGGGAAACGAAAGAAACAUCUCAGCCGUACAGGACGCCCACGUUCCCUUUCUACCGCGGGAUCUGUGCUGGAGAAACCACUAUAUAACGUGCAGAUUUAAUGCAGCGGGUAUCAGGGUUUCCGGCUGGUUACGUGACAGGAUGGUCCAUGCAUACAUGUUAGGAUGAACAAACUGAACAAAAAAUAAUAUGUUAAAGGUGAAGUGGGUAAUUGCACUGGAAAAAUGAUUUUCUUACGUAGUAUUUUUGUCUUGUUUUCCAGUACAAAUAUAUGUGACCCUGGACCACAAAACCAGUCUUAAGUAGCACAGGCAUAUUUGUAUAUGCAUUGUAUGGGUCAAAAUGAUAGAUUUUUCUUUAAUCAUUUGGAUAUUAAGUAAAGAUCAUGUUCCAUGAAGAUAUUUUGUACAUUUCCUACCGUAAAUAUAUCAAAACUUCAUUUUUGAUUAGUAAUAUGCGUUGCUAAGAACUUCAUUUGGACAACUUUAAAGGUUAUUUUCUCAAUAUUUUGAUUUUUUUGCACCCUCAGAUUGCAGAUUUUUAAAUAUAGUUGUAUCUCAGCCAAAUAUUGUCCUGUCCUAACAAACCAUACAUCAAUGGAAAAGCUUAUUUAUUCAGCUUUCAGGUGAUGCGUAAUUCUCAAUUUUUAAAAAAUUACUCUAAUGACCGGUUUUGUGGUCAUUAUUUUGACUUAACAUUAAGUCAAAAUACAAUUACUUGAAAGGGUAAAAUGAACAAAAUGCAAAAUGUUUAAUGAAAAAAAUAUCAAGAUGAAGUGAGUUUAUGCUUAAAACCAGAAAAAAAUAUUUGCUAGUGGGGUCAGAAAAUGUAAUGUAAUUUAAGGUAAAAGCUUCAUUUUGAUUCAUUUUUAAGAAAACAAGACUUAAAAUCUUAGGUCAUUUUGCUUAUCAAAUAAUUGUAAUGAAAAAUUUGAUUUGCUAAGCUUUAAAGGGGUCAUCGGAUGCCCAUUUUCCACAAGUUGAUAUGAUUCUUUAGGGUCUUAAUGAAAAGUCUAUAAUAUACUUUGGUUAAAAAUUCUCAAUGGUUUUGUAAAACGACACCCUUUUUACCUUGCCAAAAUCAGCUCUGCAAAAAUCAUCUCAUUCUGGUCGAGGCUGCUUUAAAUGCAAAUGAGCUCUGCUGGCCCCGCCCCUCUCUUCUCUCUGUGGAGUGACGAGCCUGUUUACUUUAGCCGCUUUUAGCUGCAUUUAGCCACGCUUAGCCCUAAACUUGCUAACUGGUUUGACUGUGACAGCUGAUCUGAGGUAAGACGCUCAUGUCAAUCAAUUAUGGUGGGAGCGGCCUCUGUUGGUGUGACGCCACAGUGACAGGCAUCUGAGAACGGCUCGAUUUGAAAAAGGGGAUAUUAUUUGUACAGAUUAAUUAAAAACCACUGCAUGGAUUUUUAUCAUUAUAGGGUAGAUUUGUACAUACACUGCCAACACACAUUAAUGUUCAAACAAUAUGAAAAAGUGAACUUAGCAUCCGAUGACCCCUUUAAUCAAUUUAAUUUAGGGGUGUUUAUAUAUUUAUACUGGAAAAUAAGACAAAACUACUGAUUUAAGAAAAUCUUUUUUUUGUUUAUUUGUGUUUAUUUUUUAGUGUAUCGGACUCAGACUUGACUAUAUUUAAUACUAUAUCUAAUAUAUUUAAUACUAUAUUUAAGAGAAAACAUGAUUAUUUUGUGACCUCAUUUGCUGAUUUUUUUUUUCUCAUCUUAUGAAAAAAUGAUUGAUGUUAUCAAUAAUUUGUUUAAUGUCAUUUUGCUUCAAGUAAACAUUUUUAAUUUUAGACUUUUUAGAUAUUUGUACUGGAAAACACGCAGUGUAUUUUGGGGUUUCUGUUUGGUGAUGCAGAAAUCACACACUUCACCUUUAACAGGCUUUGUUCAAUCAGAAAGUGAAAAUCAUUAGUAUUAUUUUUUUUGGUAUAUAUGACUCAAAUCCACACAGUCUAUUUUUUAUAGUUUAAACAGCAUAAAAAAUGCAUAAAAUCAGAUUUUUCUUUCUUUUUACAGUGACUUUUAAAAUAAUAAUAAUCACACUUAAGUUGGCAAAUUAUGUCGAUACUACUGAUAUUAGCCACACUGUCUGAACAAACACAUCUGAUGAGAAAUGACAUGCAGACAGUCCUGUGCAGUUUGAACAAAAUCAUUUUAGGAAAUGAAUUGGGAAAUAACUGCAAACAAUAUAUUUGACGUUACACAGUAAAAUGCAGCCAGUCUGUACAGAUUAAAAUGAGCUGCUUGUUUUACUCACCAAGAGUUGCUGACUAAACGUCAAACACUCUAAGAUGCUGACACACACACACACACACACACACACACUUUGAUGCACAGAGAUACUGAUGCUGUCAGCAUCUUUGGAUGAAAACGCAUUCAAUGUUACAAAUAGAUCCAUGUCUCUAUUUAAAGACUAAAAGGCCUGAAGAACAAAGAUGAGAUGAGCACUUUUUCCUGAAAUUCUUCCACGCUGCAAAAAUAACCAAAAACUGGGUUAACAAUGAGAGACUAAUGUGAUGGAGUCAAAACAAUCUCCAAAUCAAGAGACUUUAUUCCUACAGUGAAGAUUCAGAACAAACGAUUCGUUUUUGCAGUAGCUUAUGAUUUGGGUGAAUCUCAUAAUGAAAUGUCCAGGUCAUGUAGAAACAAGAAAUUAAAUAUUGUAUAAAUAAUUUAUCACAAUUGUGACUGUAUUUUCAUAACAAUUAAGUACAUUAACCCCCAGUAUUUAAACAAAGACUCAUGCAUUUAUUUAUUUAUUUAUCGUGUAUUUUGAGACCUUAUUGUUAUUAUUAUUAUUAUUAAUAUUUAUAACAUUUUUACAUUAUUAUUUUGGUUUAUUUUUCUUGAUAUAUAUGUAUAUAUACAAAAUAAUUGUACAAAUAAUGUAAAAAAUAAACCAAUAUAAUUGUAUAAUUAUAUAUAUAUAUAUAUAUAUAUAUAUAUAUAUGAAGAGUUUAUUUGCAAAAACAGAUAACUUUGUUUUUUUAAUCCUCAGAAAUCAUGUUUUUUAUGAUGUUAUCAUGUUUUUGUGUUUUAUUGUGUUAGUUAGCUGUAUUUUUUAACUGUAAUUUUUCUAUUUUGUUAUUUUUACUUCAAAACUGCAGUUUGAUUGAUAUGAGAUUGGAAAAUUGUUAACAAAAGAAAAUGGUUAAAAACUAAGUUAUCUGUUUUGCCAAAAAUAAAUAAAUAAAUUUAACACAAACAAACAAACAAUAUAAAUAUAUAUAUAUAUAUAUAUACACACAUACAUACAUACAUACAUAAUUUUUUUUUUAUUUGAGUUUCUGACAGUUGGGUGGUUUAAAUGUAUUUUAUUAAUUAUUAAUAAUAAUAAAUUAUUGUAAAAAUAUAUGCUUACUUUUACUUUUAUUAUGCAAAUAGAAAUUUUACAUUUUUUGUUUUGUUUUGUUUUGGGUUAAAAAAAAAUUACUGCCAGUUUUUGUGAGAUUUAUAAUAUAUAUUAGACUACUGACAAUUGGGUGGUUUAAAUGUGUAUAAUAAUAAAAAGCAGUCUUUAAUAUGCAAAGAUAAUUUUUCAUUUAUUUUAAGUUGAAAAAAGACUGAUCAUUUUUGUGAGAUUCACCCAUUUAGUAUUUAAAAAAACUCACUCUUUUUUUCUUUUUCAAAAAGUUGUAUUAUAAUGACUGUACGUCAGGAUGUUUCCGUUUGAAUAUUUACGCUGCAAGUUUUGGCUGUAAACUAUGCACUGUAUAUUCCAAGUUAUAUAGCGGAUUAUAUAAAGGCUUUGUAUGUGGAACAGCUUGGCAUGAUGCAGAGGAGAGGCUGCGUUUCUGGGUGUCAGUCCUUUUCUCUCUUUGGAAAAUCCAUAUCUGAUGCACCUAUAAUGCCAGUCCAUUUUUGGAGAUGUGAUAUUUCUUAUUCUAUACAGUAUUCCACUUCUAUUUUGGCUGUGUCUAGUGCAUAUAAAUAGAGCUCUGUGUUAUAUAGACACCAUGUACAGUUCUGAUCUGUUGUUUUUAAACUCCCGUCUCUAGUGUAGGUGCACUUUCCUGAAACCAGGCUGCAAAAAUAUACACGCACACGUCUUUUUCAGCGUAUUUGUUCGGUGACUUAUUUAUGUGAUGCUGUUUAUUUAUUAUUUGUUGCAUAUUUAUUUUGUUAUUUAUUCAUUUUCGGCUCUGAGAAGCUGUUUUUAUAAGGAGAUGCACCCUUUUGUGUUUGCAAAGUAUGUUGGAAGCACAUUUUGGAAUUGUUUGCAAUGACAAGCUUCUGUGUUCUUUAAAGUCAACGUGAAAUCAGAAUUGACAGAUGCUUCUGGUCUUAUUUUGAAUGAAUGAUCAAUGCACAUUGUUCCAAAGAAUUGUCUUCAUUAUUUUUUCUCCUCUGAAACAACUUCAAAAAUACAUUUUACCUCUCGAGUAUCUGCCAUACAGAGAAACGUCAUCAUCCAAUGAAUUCCUGAUGCUGUAAUGUUUUUUAAAAAGCUGUUGCACUCUGAAAUACGCCACAUUUCGGAAGUUUCAUGUUGACCUUAAAUGCAGAACUGAGAUGAAUUGUUGUGAAGACUGAUUGUUGUUUUAUGAGUUUGCAUUUUGCAAAUAUUUAUUAUAAUUUAUUGUACUAUUUAUUCUUUCAUUCCCUCCUUCAAACGGAGACUGAACUGGCCUUUAUCAGUGAUUUCUUCUUCUUUCUCAAUCUUCCUGUGAGUUCUGGAAAGAGCUAAUAAAGGAGCCGGAUUACAGCGAACUUUAACCUCGUGAUGCAGGAAUCGGCCUCAGUCUUCCUUUUUCAGUGUUAUUUGAUUUGCAGACACCUGUUGAUUUAAUUAUGUGAGUUAAUACGGCUCUAACUUCCCAACUGUAUAAAGUCAGUAGAUUUAGUGACCAGUCAUAAUUAAACACAUAAUAAAAGUAUCUGCAAAUGGAU
Labeo rohita (rohu) is the source of this 6907-nucleotide messenger RNA. It is a transcript of the gene srrm3, whose product is annotated as serine/arginine repetitive matrix 3. The record is from RefSeq and is a predicted model, not a curated record. The transcript has 14 exons. Lineage: Eukaryota; Metazoa; Chordata; Actinopteri; Cypriniformes; Cyprinidae. The coding region runs from base 132 to 1997 and encodes 621 amino acids. Gene Ontology annotation, molecular function: mRNA binding.